GUUCCGAGGUAGUGACCCAGGCGGCGGCGGCCCGGCCUGGCGCUGGGAGGGGGCGGCUGGGGCCGGUUACCGGGGAGACCGGGCAGGGCCCCGCGCUCCCGGCGCCAUGGCGCACUUCGACACGCAGUACCAGCGCCUGGAGGCCUCCUACAGCGACUCGCCCCCGGGGGAGGAGGAUCUGCUGGUGCACGUCCCCGAGGGCAGCAAAUCUCCCUGGCAUCACAUAGAGAACCUGGACCUCUUCUUCUCUCGCGUCUAUAACCUGCAUCAGAAGAACGGCUUCACCUGCAUGCUGAUUGGCGAGAUCUUUGAGCUCAUGCAGUUCAUUUUCGUGGUGGCCUUCACCACCUUCCUCGUCAGCUGCGUCGACUAUGACAUCCUGUUUGCCAACAAGAUGGUGAAUCACAGCCAGCACUCCAGCGAGCUUGUCAAGGUGACGCUGCCAGAUGCCUUUCUGCCUCCCAGCGUGUGCAGCGCAAGAAUCCAGCAGAAUGGCUUUCUCAUUUCCAUCCUGGUGAUAGCGGGGGUUUUCUGGAUCCAUCGACUCAUCAAAUUUAUCUACAACAUCUGCUGCUACUGGGAGAUUCACUCCUUCUACAUCAACGCCCUCAAAAUCCCCAUGUCCAACCUGCCCUAUUACACCUGGCAGGAGGUGCAGGCUCGCAUCGUGCAGAUCCAGAAGGAGCAUCAGAUAUGCAUCCACAAGAAGGAGUUGACGGAGCUGGACAUCUACCACCGCAUCCUGCGCUUCAAGAACUACAUGGUGGCCAUGGUGAACAAGUCGCUGCUGCCCAUCCGCUUCCACCUGCCUGGGCUGGGCGACACUAUCUUCUACACCCGCGGCCUCAAGUACAACUUCGAGCUCAUCUUCUUCUGGGGGCCCGGCUCGCUCUUUGAGAACGAGUGGAGCCUCAAGGCGGAGUACAAGCGGGGCGGCAACCGCCUGGAGCUGGCCGACAAGCUGAGCGUCCGCAUCCUCUGGAUCGGCAUCGCCAACUUCAUCCUCUGCCCCCUCAUCCUCAUCUGGCAGAUCCUCUAUGCCUUCUUCAGCUACACUGAGAUCCUGAAGCGGGAGCCGGGCAGCCUGGGCGCCCGCUGCUGGUCGCUCUACGGCCGCUGCUACCUGCGCCACUUCAACGAGCUGGACCACGAGCUGCACUCACGCCUCAGCAAGGGCUACAAGCCGGCCUCCAAGUACAUGAACUGCUUCAUCUCCCCCCUGCUCACCAUCGUGGCCAAGAACGUGGCUUUCUUCGCCGGCUCCAUCCUAGCCGUGCUCAUCGCCCUCACCAUCUACGACGAGGACGUGCUGGCCGUGGAGCACGUCCUCACCACCGUCACCCUGCUGGGCGUGGGCGUCACCAUCUGCCGGUCCUUCAUCCCAGACCAGCACCUGGUGUUCUGCCCAGAGCAGCUGCUGCGGGUGAUCCUGGCGCACAUCCACUACAUGCCUGACCACUGGCAGGCCAACGCCCACCGCUACGAGACCCGGGACGAGUUUUCUCAGCUCUUCCAGUACAAAGCGGUGUUCAUCCUGGAGGAGCUCCUCAGCCCCAUCGUUACCCCCUUGAUCCUCAUCUUCUGCCUGCGGCCCAAGUCCCUGGAGAUCAUCGACUUCUUCCGGAACUUCACCGUGGAGGUGGUGGGCGUGGGCGACACCUGCUCCUUCGCGCAGAUGGACGUGCGCCAGCACGGGCACCCAGCGUGGAUGUCAGCGGGGAAGACUGAGGCCUCCAUCUACCAGCAGGCCGAGGAUGGCAAGACGGAGCUGUCCCUCAUGCACUUCGCCAUCACCAACCCCAGGUGGCAGCCGCCCCGCGAGAGCACGGCCUUCAUCGGCUUCCUCAAGGAGCGCGUGCUGCGCGACAGCAGCGUGGCGCUGGCCCAGCAGGCCGUGCUGCCUGACAACGCCCUCUUCACCUCCAUCCAGUCCCUGCAGUCGGAGUCCGAGCCUCACAGCCUGAUUGCCAAUGCGAUCGCGGGCUCCUCGGCCCUGGGGUACGUGAGCCAUGAGUUGCAGGCCUCCCGCCAGCUCUCCGAGGUGGCCUCUGCCCUGCGCUCCUUCUCCCCGCUCCAGUCUGCCCAGCAAACUCACAGCGGCUUCCAGACAUCCGGGUCCCACGUGGAGGGGGCACCGCCCCGGGCCCACAGCACCAUGACGGCUUCUGGCACAGAUGCCAGAACAGCGAGCUCCGGGAGCAGCGCCUGGGAGGGCCAGUUACAGAGCCUGAUCCUGUCGGAAUACGCCUCCACCGAGAUGAGCCUGCACGCACUCUACAUGCACGAGUUGCACAAGCAGCACACGCAGACAGAGCCCGAGCGGCAUGUGUGGCACCGGCGGGAGAGCGACGAGAGCGGGGAGAGUGCCCCAGAGGAGCCGGAUGCUCAGAAGGGCGCCCCCGCCGCCAUCCCCCGCUCUGCCAGCUACCCCUUCUCCUCGCCGCGCCAGGCUGUGGAGGAGUUGGCCACCCUGCAGACGGGCUUCCAGCGCCGAUACGGCGGCAUCACAGAUCCGGGCACAGUGCACAGAGCCCCGUCGCACUUCUCCCGCCUGCCUCUAGGGGGCUGGGCUGAGGACGGACAGUCGGCCCGACACCCGGAGCCGGUUCCAGAGGAGAGCUCGGAGGAUGAGCUUCCGCCUCAGAUACACAAGGUGUAGCUCUGGGGGCUGAGGAUCUCGUGGGAUUCCGGACUCUGGAGCAGCCUGAGCAGCAGGACCCAGGGUCCCGGCCCCCUCCCCUGUCCCGCAGAGGUGGGGCGGGCAGAGGUGCCUAGUGCUGGCGUUCAUGCCGAAGGGACAGAACCACCACGUCAACGCCUUGCAGUGGAAGCUUCUGUACAGACGUGUGUCAAGCCAACAUCACUCUGACUCGUACUCAUGUUGGGUGAAUGCGUGUGUGAGUACAUACGUGUAUCCGUGUCCGCAUAUGUGUUGUCCGUGUUGGAGGGAAUCGGCCGAGAACUGCACGGAGCACCGCAGAGCCUGCGCGAGGCCAGCGACCCGCGGCUGGCAGGGGAGAGCUCCGCGGGUUCCGGCUGCCGGCGGGAGAAGCUACUGUGGAGUCCCUGAGCAAAGCCAGCGACGCCUCUUCCACAGUCCAAAUAAAGACCCUCCUUCAAGCUGCAGCCGGCCCAGCCGGGCCCGGGUUCCCGCGGGGGGAGGGACGCAUCAGAAUCUAUUUUUGUACCAAGGGUGGAGAGUUGGGUUCCCCUGAGGAGGAGCGAGCUGGAGUCCGAUCCCUGCUGGAGCCUUUACAAGGCUGCACCCUCCCCCAAAGCCCGUGCAGCUCCGUGUGUUCUGGCCCCGAACUGUCCUGUCUGUGGUGCGGGGGGUGCCACUGCUCCUGGCACAGUGCUCCCCCCAAGUGAUCCCACACCCCACUUGCUGCUAUUGGCCGUGGGCCCUGGCGCCUCAACCCCUCUAGCUUCAGAGCGCAGACAGCCUGGGCAGCAGCAGAGUGAGCCCCCCCACUGCCCCCUCCCGGCGUGCCAAAGCCCUGCUGUCUCGGGGUUAGAGGGGAGCUCCGUCUCCAGGGCCUCUGCUGAGCCUGCCGCCCCGCGGGCUGCUUCUCAUACUGGGAGCUACACCAAGGCCCCCUCCAGCAGCCUCCCCUUGGCCGGCAGAGCAGGGGGGACAGGCCCACUCCUCUGCCCCGGCCCCCAGUCAACACAAAGGAAAGAAUCGGGUGACUAAAGUAGCUUUGUUCCCCCUUUCCCCCCUCCCUGCUGCGAUGGGGAAGUCUGGCCUGGGCCCCUAGCAUGGGACAGGCUGUGCCUCCCGCCUUAUAAAUCAUUAACACCGGGAUGGCCAGUCACAGCACGGGGAGUGGGUGGCUUCCGCCAAUCAGAGUACAGCUCUGCUAGGUUAUUGAGUGACAGCGGCAGCUCCCAGAGGCCAGGCUGACUGCUAACCCCUCCUCCCUGCAUACACAACUGACAAUGGCCCCCCCAGCCCCGCUCCUGUAGGCCUCAGGCCGGGGCCCCUGCUCCCACAGCGCUGAGCACCUCCUAAGAGCCUGACCGCCACGCUCCUUGCCAGAGCCAGUGCUAGGGGUCGGCCCCAUGGUGCUCUGCACUGUACCCCUGGGGGGCAGGACCUGUGGGUCUCUCCCCAGCUCUGCCACUGGCUUCCUGUGUGAUGGGGGGGCGGAGCUCUUGGCUGACUAAAGCAGGGCUGAGCCGGCUCCCCUGCGGCCUGGGCCACUCUGGCAUCCUGCCUGUUGGGCAGAGCACUGACUAUUCCGGCGGGGGGGCUCUGCUGGCUGUUCCGUUAAUGCCCCCGCUCGGUUCUCCUGAAGGGGCUUGGGACCCCCUGCCUCUCCGUGGUGCAAGCCCUGAGCUUUACUAGCCCAGCCUAUUGGUGCUUUACAGGUUUGAUGAGGGACAAAGUGCUUCAGUGGCCUUUGAAACAGGGCAAGGCUCCAGCAAACCAGCGCCAGGCCGGCCCCUCUCUGCCCUGGGGCCUAGAAGAGACAGACCUCAGGCUCCCUUCGCAGCAGGAGCCAGGCAUGGCCAGAGCACAGCCCUGUGAGAUGGCAGGGCCCAGCGGGCAGUUAGUUCUGUCUCAGGCCUGUGUGGCUGGGGCUACAUGCUGGGAAAUGUAGUCUCUGUGGGUCGCACCUCUGCAUUAGUAGCUGGGUGACGGCCCUCGGCUGUGCUCUGUACAAACUGGCUGGGCAGCGCUUGUCCCCCUGCCGCCAAGGCUCUCUGGGGGGAUGCACUCAGCCUGGAGCUCCUCUUCUUAUCACAGAGCGUCUCCAAGCCUGAGCCGCAGCCCCCAGGUGAGAGCUCUGAGCAACGCUGGGCCUUUCUGAAGGGGUGGCUGGCAGCUGCUCCAGGCUGCGGCUCCUAGAGGCAGGGGCAGGGAGGCGAGGCCUGGAGCAGCCGGAGAACCUUGCCACGUGCUGUGCUUGUGUCUGUCUGUCUCCUGUGUGCCCGUGUGCAUGGCAAGCUGCCCUCCCCCUCCUGUUCCGCUUGUGACACCAGCGGGGGGUGUGUGGGCGCGGAGCUCUUUGGGAAUGUGCUGGCUAACCGAGCUCGCGCCCCUCGCUGUACAGCUAUAGAGCCAUUUAAUAAAG
Messenger RNA from Terrapene triunguis (Three-toed box turtle), 5078 nucleotides. RefSeq names its product autophagy related 9A (gene ATG9A). Bases 107 to 2659 code for a protein of 850 amino acids. Lineage: Eukaryota; Metazoa; Chordata; Testudines; Emydidae. The transcript is spliced from 15 exons. Gene Ontology annotation, biological process: autophagy of mitochondrion; protein localization to phagophore assembly site. The record is from RefSeq and is a predicted model, not a curated record. Gene Ontology annotation, cellular component: autophagosome; phagophore assembly site.